UGAACGUAACAGCUAGCAAAGAAGCUGACUGCUAGUUUUUACCCACUGUUUACAUUGUUUAUCCCUGAGUUCAGCGGGCUGUUGUUAAUGUGUGCUUUGGCGUUUUACCGCAACUUUCUAAUGAUUCGUCACGGCUACAGUUUUCUUCUUCCCGUUAUUCGACUGACGUGGACGUGGAUUUAUCUAUAAAAAAAAACAACAACAACAUGUACGACGCAUUUAAAGAUGUAAUUUGGAAAGAGCUGGGACUAUUGGACCCAAACUGGUUUGAGGUCCAGGCAACCCAAGCUUCUCUCGAUGAAGGCAAUGGCGUGGAUAGCUUUGACCUGCGUGCUAAUCAAGAGGGAAUUUUCAAAACGCCUCUGGAGAAAACUGCAACAGAGAGCCAACUGUUUUCCACCCCUAAAGUUUUCAGACACAGUCGAAUUGUGUCGCCUGACACUGAGGAUGAGCCGCCGUUCAUUGUUGCACACGAAAAAGAGACACUACCAUGGAUGGCUACGCAAAGUCCUUGUUUGUUUCAGCCAUCGAAACAAAGUGUCUCAGAUGUGAAAUGUGAAGGUGUCCAAGCUCAGAGUGAGGAGAGUUUUGAUUUCCUUGCUACCCCAAAGAAAUCCCCCGACACCUAUGUGAAGCAUAUCUCGGAAAGCCUUGGUGCACAUAUCAAUCCUGAUAUUUCUUGGACCAGUUCUUUGAAUACGCCACCGGGAUUGCCAGGAUCUACCCUGAUUUUAUCUAAAAAGGACGAGAGUCCCUGUCCAGUGAAUGUAACUGCAGAGAGAAAUGGCUUUCUUGUACGGAAGCUUUUCCCUUCACUUUCAAAUUCAUCACCUAAGACCUGGAAAAAGAGCGCCGUGUCUUCUAGUUCCCAAAGUGCUGUUCUUCUGGUUGCUGAUGGCUGCCCUGAGUCUCCAUUGAACCAGAGUGAAAGUCACUGGCAACAGAAAGUUCCAGAUGCUGUUGCCGGAGAAGAAGAAGUUUGUAGCGCAGAUGGAGCUGAAACUGUGCCAUCUAAUUUUUUUGCUAACAGUAGCUCAGCUCUGAGAAAAGUGAAGCUUAACAGAGUUAAACGUAAGCAAAUAAUUCAGACAAAUGUAGACGUUUGCGUCCAUGGAGAUGUCUCAAAAGCGGACAACGGUGCAUCCAGCGAAGAGGCAGCCGCCGAGAUGGAAUCUGGUGCAUUACCUUCAACCCCACAGGUUAAAACUGGAUAUACAGCAAUCAGCCAAUGGUCUCCUUUAAAUUUAUCUCAAAUCUCAUCUUGUGCUGUGGGUAGCAGUAUGACAUCGCCAGCUGUCACAGAUUCUGAUCAAGUCACCAAGCCAUCAGUGAAAACCACAGACUCUGGAUUUAUUAGAAAAAAGAGAACAUUUGUUUACGCUGUUGCAGCUACAAAAUCGCAAGCUCAGUGCCAAGACUCUGAGUUCCAGAAGAUGGAUCCCUCACCAAAGAUUUCAGAUUCUGAACAAGAAAUGAACACUAAAUCACUGGAGAACACCCCUGGUAAAGCAGAAUCUCAGAGGACUAAAAAUCAAAAUGAAUUUGCAGGGGAACCCAAAACUCAAUUUUUGGGCUCAAAACUUCAGGAUGUUGACAUGUCUCAACUUUGCAGAGAUUUUGCACAGGACUUUAGCCAAAUGACUGACGUAAAACUUGCAGAAGGGACUCAAAGUAACUUCUCUCCUGCAGCGUGUCUAUCUGCUAUGAAGCAAGCCAAACAGAAAGCAAAGCAAGCAAACCUUCCUAAUGACCACAGUAACAACAGGCACAUCCCUACUAGCUCCGUCACUGAAGAAACCAUGACUGACAGUGGACUCCAGUCUGGUAUAGCAGAUGUCACUCAUGAGACUUCCUUGUCAUUUGCUCUUACUUGCUUGGAGAAAGUUGGCCAAAACGGACACUUGUUUGAUGUCAAAACCAAAAUGCAUAAUUUUCAAUCCACAACUGGAAGUGGAAACGAAAAAGUUGAUGCUGAACUGCCUCUGCCGGGAUCUAGGAAAGGACAGACUCUCGACCACGGAAAAGAAACCAAUUUGCACAUGGAGAGCACAUCAACAAGGCAGUCAAGGAGUAGAGACAAAACUGUUGAUGAAAGUAACUGCGCUGAGCCGGCAGGAACUCCUGUUUCUCUUCUGUUCUCCAAUGAAUCGGGAUUCAAAACAGCUUCUAAUAAAGGCAUACACAUUUCCCCUGCCAACCUGGAGAGAGCCAAGCGUCUUUUAGAAGAGACUGAAGAUGCGAAGACUUUUCGUGAUCAUAGCUGCAAAACCUACCAUGCCGUUAAAUAUAAAGGUAACUCGAGUCCUGAAACAAUGAAAAAUAUACCAACUAAUUCAACACAGCCACUCCGUGUUGAAAAGUCAUUUGGAAACAUCAGUUCCCAGCUAACAGCUUCAGAAAAGGCCGAUGUGAAAGAACUUUGCGUUCUCCUAGAAGAGGCAGACAGCCAGUUUGAAUUUACACAGUUCAAACCUGCUAAGAUAAUGCAAAAUGGUCAAGAUGAUCACAAUCAUCCAGAAAAACAAGACAAAGAUCUGGACCCUGCUUUUCUUGCCGACAUAGACUUUGAUGAUAGCUUUAGUUCAGAUGGUGGAAAACAGCCGGCAGUCGCUGUGGUGAGUGACAAAACGACCUCGGUUUCAGAAAGCAUAACAAAUGAAGAAACAGCAAAAGCCACAAAUCAUUGCACCGAAAUGUCAGUUUCCAAUUUGCUGAAAAAGGAAAAUUCUUCUUUAGAUUAUUUGUCAGAGAGCAUUACUAAAGACAGGAUAUGCCUCAAAUCAGUUGAACCAGACAUUCUUCCCAGAACUGAGGGUACUGAAGCUAGCAUGCUGGAGAACAACAGUACUUUGACGCAUGGUGAGACAUUCAGGACAGCAGGGGGGAGUGUUUUGAAAGUCUCUAAAACGUGUCUGAGCAAAGCAAGAGCUUUGUUUGCAGAUCUAGAGAAUAACUUGACAGAUCAGAAACCAUCUGAUAAGCAGAACAGGGGAAAUGCUUCCAAAACGGAACAGAAAUGUGACAUCGAUUCUGACGUAUGCGGGAAGGAUUUAGGUUUCACCCUCAAAGAAACCUGUGAUGUCGGGAAGGAAAUUGACAAUUGUUUUUCCAAAUUAGACGGGGUUGCCUGUUCAAAUAAAAACGUUCCAAGUGUUGGCGAUAAGAGUGAUGGCAAAGGUUUGAAAAACAAUCAAAUUGACACAACAGCGUGUGAAAGCGGAUUUAGAAGAGCAAGUGGAAAAGGAAUCUCUAUCUCAGCUAAAUACAUGCAAGAGGCAGAAGCAUUUUUUAAAGACUGUCAUGCAAUGGGCCACGGAGAGGAUAAGAAAAUAAAGGCUCUGCCGGAAAGUGCUGCAAGUAAGAAAAGCUUUACAAACUUUAAAAGCCCCCAGGUCAGCAUUUCUAAGGAGAGUGUCGCUGGAUGCGCUAAAUUUGAAAAUGUAAAUGCAGCACUGAUCGCACAUCACACAAAAGGGCUACGUCUGGCUGAAGUGGAAACGAAAAGCCGGUUCACAGCAGCUUUGAAACAUGAAGAUGGAAAACCAUUUUCGACUUCAAAGCCUUUUGCCGUGAUUCGCACAUCAAACAGCAUGGCGUCGUCUGCUUUAGAAAACGUGUGCAGUGGUGAUGGGUUCUGCACAGCUGCUGGGAAGAACAUUUGUGUGUCUGCUGCUGCUAUGAGGAAGGCUGAAUCUCUUUUGAAUCACAUCCAGACACCUGAGGAGAUAAACACGCAAGCUAAUCAGAGAGAACUGACUUCAAAAACAAAAGGCCUUCAUGACGAGAUGUCAAAACUAGAUAAUGGUUGUUUUGAAACUGUUGGAGGGAAAGAAAAUAAGAUUUCAUCUACAGCUCAAAAGAAAGCAGCCCUGUUAAGAGAAUAUGAAAAACCAGAGGAUGAAAUUAGCGUCUCCCCUCAACAUACCGACCCCGAGAUCCCAGUUACUAAUCUCUGGAGUGGCGGCUUUUUGGCAGCCAGUGGCAAACCUGUUGUGUUGUCAUCCGAGGCCUUGGAGAAGGCCAAGGCAUUAUUCAGUGACAUCAGUUUGAACAUGGACAACCUGUCAGAAACUGCCCCAGGGAAGAGGGAUAGGAAACCCGAAGAGGAUCAAAGUAAUGCCGAGAUGUUACACUCUGGGUUCGCAACUGCAGGGGCAGCAAAGGACCAUGUGUCACAGAAAAAUAUUUUAAACGCAAGAGAUCAUCUGAAAGAAUGUGAUGAUUUGGUUUUAGUCAAAGCAAUGGAGGAAGAAGAUGCUCUCUUCACUGACUGUGAUCUGGGAAGCAAUGCAAUGCUGGCGAGUGCGGGGAGCAAAAAGGGAGAUCUUGAGAACCCUUUUCCAGAUCAAAGGAUUGGAAUAAACAUUUCUGAAGACGCUGGAAAAAGAUGCUUCAGGGAGACAAAUGAACAGAAACAAAAAGAAAACCUUUUACCACAAGCAAGCUGUGGCUUUAAGACGGCCAGCGGGGGAAGAGUUGAUGUUUCAUUUGAAGCUCUGAAGAGAGCGCAAACCUUGUUAGGUGACUGUGUUGGAGUCGAGGAUAAAGUAAAUGCAGCACCGCCAGAAUCCAAGGCCGUUGCUUUUCCAAUUAGAAAAGGUGGGUUUCAAUCUGCUAGUGGUAAGCCUGUAGUUCUUUCAUCAGAGGCCCUUCGAAAGGCGAAAUCUCUCUUCAGUGACAUCGGUCUCAGCGCAGAGGACCCAAACGCUUCACAGACAAGGAAAAGUUGCAAGAAUCAAGAUGGUGGUGACAAUACAGAGACUAUAUGGUGUGGUUUCACAAGUGCAAGAGGAGAAAGGGUUGAUGUGUCAAAGAAAAAUCUUCAAAAGGCACAAGUCCUUUUUAAAGAACUCGAUGACCUGGCCUCAACCAAAGCCAUGCAGGAGGAAGAUGCUUUCUUCGCAGACUGUGAUGCGGGCAUUAGUGAUGAAAUGUUGGAAAAGGACACGAAAGGUAAAGCAAAUCCCAUAAAACAUUAUCAAGAAGAGAUGAGGGUAGACAUUUCUAUGGAGGCUGGAUGCUCCCGGGAUGCAGACAAACGAGUGGAACAAAAUGAAAAGACUUUACCACAAGCAAGCCGCGGAUUUCAGACAGCCAGCGGGAAACGAGUUGAUGUUUCAUCUGAAGCUCUAAAGAGAGCAAAAACUUUGUUAAGUGAGUUUGAAGGACUUGAGGAUAAAACAAAUACAACGGCGCUGCAAUCCAAGGCUACUGCUCGUCCACUCAGAAAUGUCGGCUUUCAUUCUGCCAGUGGAAAACCAGUAGCCCUCUCAACUGAGGCUCUUGAAAAGGCAAAAUCCCUCUUUGGCGACAUCACUUUCAGUGCAGAAGACCUGGAUUCCUCACAGACAAUGAAAACCGACGAGAAACAAGACAGUCGGAAUGAUACAGAGAAAAUAUGCUGUGGUUUUACAACCGCAAGGGGAGAAAAAGUCAGCGUGUCGCAGAAAAAUAUUCAAACGGCAAAAUUCCUCUUUAAAGAACUUGACGAUUUAUCUUUAACAAGAGCAAUGCAAGAAACAGAUAAUUUUUUCACAGAGGAAGGCUGGACUACAGACGGUAAAAGUGAAAUAAAUCAAACUAACAAAGCACCUGUUAAUGAAAGUGGCAGCGCAGAGCGAAACGUGUCCCAACUCACGCCGGAUGAAAGGGAAACCGGCAGGAUCUGUGAAGACCCUGAGAACGGUUUCAUCAAAGCAAAAGAAAAAGAAGGCAGCUCUUUGCCAGCGCCGAACGGGGGAUUUCACACAGCCAGUGGAAAAACAGUUGCCGUUUCAUGUGAAGCCCUGUCAAGAGCAAAACUUCUGCUGAGCGAAAGCAAGACAGACGAGGAGAGGACUUCAUUGCCGCUUUCUCAGACUCCCAUUAAUGAUCUGGUUCUUACUAAUGGGGGCUUCUCUGCAGCAAGCGGUAAACCUCUGAUGUUUUCCUCUGAGUCCUUACAGAAAGCAAAGACUUUAUUUAGCAACAUCAAUCUAACUACCGCUCUUCCUCACAAAGGUGAAGAAAAAUGGGAAGGUGCUCAAAAUGAAGAGAAAGUUAAGUGUGCUCUCACAAAUGUAGAGGCAACAAAUCCUGUAAAUUCAGAAAUACCAAAUCUAAGAGAUCUGGAAGGAACUUCAACCCCAAAGUCGUCUUUAUCAAGUGCAAACAGAAAGAAGCACUCUGGAGUAGAGUCGCGUCCUAGAGCAUCUUCAGAGGGCCAGAGGGGCGGCUUUGUGGUUCGCGAUUUAAAUACUGAAAGCAGCAUCAAUACAUUCAAAGUUAAAGGAACGGAUGAGUCUGCAGACCCCAAACUUCAGUCGCUAAACCUCGCUGGCUGCACAGAAACCCAGGAAGCUCUGGACUGCAUGGAAGCCUUGCUAGAAGAUGAAUUCCUGGUUGGCCAACACCUGUUGACAACGUCAGACCUUCUGCAACAGACAGAAGAGCAAAAAUCAAACUGCACAUCUACUGAAGAGAGCAGAACGAGGAAGAGGAGAUGUGCUGAAGAUCUAACUGCUCAUCCCCCUUCUAAAAGAAGAUUGCUGGAAGACUUUGGCAGAACCACUGAUGGUCCAAGUGGUUCAGGACUCCACUCAGUAAAGAUUUGUCCAUAUGGUUUAAUGGACAGAGGAGUUUUCAAGUACAGUGCCUCUCUUCAUCCAAACGUCACCAAGCCACCCUGGGAUGCAAAAACCUUUGUGGACACCAGAUUCCAGGCGACAACACAAACCCGGCGUUCAGACCCAGGAGGCGACAUUUCCGGACCUUCCAAGAUGCCGGCAUUUGUUCCACCGUUCAUCAGAAACACAAAGAGAGAUAUUCCUAAUAAACCAGAGGCAGCCGACCGCAAAAAAGCUCCCGCGUUUGUUCCACCGUUUAAAAAACACAGAAGUGUCCCGCCAGAAAGCUCCGCUAAACAACAGGACGACGGGCUACGUCAUCCUUUAUCGUCGGAGUGUGACAGCAGAACGGAUGCACCCGGAAGCACUGCAGAUGUUGUCCCUUCAGCCGACUCUGCAAACACUAGUAUGACGAUUAAUCAAAGUGUUCCUGGAAGCAUGGGACCAGUUAGCGCUACGGAAACGUUACACACGGAUGGCGUGCUUUCCAGAAGCCAAGAUGGGACCCAGAACAUUGAGCUGGCCCGGGAUAUGCAGGACAUGAGAAUCAGGAAAAAGAAGCGCCAGACUAUUCGGCCGCUGCCUGGGAGCUUAUUCCUGACAAAAACCUCAGGAGUGAUGAGAAUCCCGUUAAGAGCCGCAGUGAAUGGAAAAAGCCCGGCAAGAUACUCUGCGCAGGAGCUGUAUGAGUGUGGAGUCCACACGCAGGUCCAUGAGGUCACCGGUGCGAACGCGGAGUCGUUUCGCUUCAAUUUGCUGCAGUUCAUCAAACAGGAAACGCUAAGUGAUGGAGGUGGCGUUCAACUCGCUGACGGAGGCUGGCUGAUCCCCAGCAACGACUGGACUGCAGGAAAAGAGGAGUUCUAUAGAGCAUUAUGCGAUACGACCGGUGUGGAUCCUAAACUGAUCAGCGAGCAGUGGGUCUACAAUCACUACAGGUGGAUUGUGUGGAAGCAGGCCUCCAUGGAAAGGUCUUUCCCAGCAGCGAUGGGCAGCCUCUGCCUCACGCCGGAGCAGGUUCUCCUUCAGCUUAAGUACAGAUAUGAUGUAGAGGUGGACCACAGCCGCAGGCCAGCUCUGAGGAAGAUCAUGGAAAGGGACGACACGCCGGCCAAAACCCUCGUUCUCUGCGUCUGCGAUGUGGUCUGCAGAGGUCACUCCCUCAGUGCACAGAGCCGCAGCAACACCAAGACGACACAGAGCGCUGAAACCAAGGCGGAAACUCCAUUUGCAGUCAUCUGGCUUACAGAUGGAUGGUAUGCCAUCAAAGCACAGCUGGAUGAGCCUCUGACUGCGAUGCUGCACAAAGGCCUGCUUGCUGUCGGUGGCAAACUGAUGAUCCAUGGAGCUCAGCUGGUGGGAUCCCAAGACGCUUGCUCCCCUUUGGAGGCCCCAGACUCCCUAAUGUUGAAGAUUUGUGGCAAUAGCACUAGGCGUGCACGGUGGGACGCCAAGCUGGGAUUCCACAGAGAUCCUCGACCGUUCCUGCUUCCAAUUUCCUGCUUGUUUAGUAACGGAGGGCCAGUAGGAUGUGUCGAUAUUAUCGUACUGAGAAGCUACCCCAUGCAGUGGAUGGAGAGGAAGUCAGACGGAGGUGUUGUGUUUCGGUCGGCUCGGGCAGAAGAGAAGGAGGCGAGACGUUUCGACAUCCACAAACAGAAAGCAAUAGAGCGGCUGUUUGCCAAGGUUCAAGCUGAAUUUGAAAAAGAGGAGGAAGGGAGCAUGAAACCUCAGCGCAGAAGGCAAACCAUCAGCAAGCAGGAUCUUGCGAACUUGCAGGACGGAGUAGAAUUAUACGAAGCGGUCGGAGAUGACCCCGCUUACCUGGAGGCUCAUUUGAGUGAGCAGCAGAUGGAGAGCCUUCAGGCCUACCGGCGUUCGCUGAUGGAGAAGAAGCAGGCGGCGCUGCAGGAGAGGUAUCGCCGCGCGCUGGACGCAGAGGACAGUGAAAUGAGCUGUCCCAAAAGAGACGUGACACCCGUAUGGAGACUCUGCGUCGCUGAUUCAACUGUCCAGUCCAGCUGUGUUUAUCAGUUAAACCUUUGGCGACCCUCUUCAGAUCUUCAGUCCUUGCUGAAGGAAGGUUGUCGAUUCAAAGUCUAUAACCUCGUUGCCUCUGAUGGCAAAAAGCGGAGCAGCGUUGACACUGUUCAGCUGACCGGGACGAAGAACACAAAGUUCCAGGAACUUCAGGCGCCUCAAGAAUGGCUGUCGUCACGUUUCCAGCAAAGAGUCUCCACGGACUUUGUAGAUCUUCAAAAUGAGGAAUUUAAGCCCCUGUGUGGAGAUGUUGAUCUGGCGGGAUAUGUCAUCAGCGUCAUAGAUCAACAGGGUUCCUCUCCUGCAUUUUAUUUGGUUGAUGGGAAGCUGGAUUUCGUGAAAGUGCGCUGUUUCAGCAGCUUGUCUCAGGCCGGCCUUGAAGACGUAGUAAAACCACGUGUCCUGUUGGCACUGAGCAACCUGCAGCUCAGAGGCCAGUCCAUGUACCCCACUCCUGUUGUGUAUGCUGGAGAUCUGACUGCCUUCUCUACAAACCCCAAGGAGAUUCAUCUCCAGGAAGCCAUCUACCAACUCAAGAACAUGGUCCAGUGUCAAGACAACUUCUUUCGAACUGCUGAGGACAAGCUUGCCCAUCUAGUCAAGUCUGAUGACGUGCGCUCUCCAUCUUUGCGGCAGCAAACACCAGCUUCUGCAACAGACAGAAGGCAAGACUCAAAGACAAGCGUGAGCUUCCAGAGACCAGUUAAAAGCCUUGGAUCCUUUACACCUGUCAGCAGUAACGUUCCUGCAGGACCAUCUUCAGCAGAAAAGGACCCUAAAAUCCUGAAAAGAAGAAGGGCUUUGGAUUAUCUUUCUCGCAUCCCGUCUCCGCCGCCUGUUUCUCCCCUGGCUUCAGCAGUCUCGCCUUGCGUAAAAAAAACAUUCAACCCUCCUCGGAGGUCAGGCCCACCGAGCACUUUAAAUCCUGUCCAAACUGCAGCACCAAAACCUUCUGAUGCUGCAGUGGAGGGCGACUGGGUGAACGACGAGGAGCUGGCUAUGAUUGACACUCAGGCGUUGCAUGUUGGCAGUUUAUUUUAGAUUUUACCUGUCAGUUAACAGCAGGGCAUCUUUUAAAGACUGUACAAAUGUAUGAAUGUGAAUACUGAAGGUUGUUUUGAACAUGUAUCCUGUGGUUUUAGUUGUCUUGUCCUUGAACGCAUUAAAAUAUGGAAAUUGCUUUUCACUGUAAAAUCCUGUCAUCACUUCUGCGCUCGUCUCUUUAGUUGAGAUGAACUGUGAGUUAAAUCGUUAAAUGAGUUUUAGAAAUAUCUGUAAUUUAGACCAGGCUUCUCCUGUUUGGGUGUUUUGGUACAUUUGUGGUUGUAGGAAUGUGAUACAAGU
Molecule: messenger RNA, 9989 nt
Organism: Fundulus heteroclitus (mummichog)
Lineage: Eukaryota; Metazoa; Chordata; Actinopteri; Cyprinodontiformes; Fundulidae
Gene: brca2
Product: BRCA2 DNA repair associated
Exons: 28
Coding region: 207-9686 (3159 amino acids)
Biological process (GO): double-strand break repair via homologous recombination; regulation of DNA-templated transcription
Source: RefSeq, a predicted model, not a curated record